AUGCUCAACCGUGUUCCUAUCCCACGCUUGCCAAAUUGGAAUAACGAUCCAAAAUCACAUCGCACCACCCGUGCCUGCGAUGAGUGUCGAUUGCGCAAAAGAAAAUGCGACGGCAAGAGGCCGACAUGCGCCCAGUGCGCCGGUGCAGGACUGGAGAUAUGUGUUUAUUCCCAGUCGAAGAUAGUCCAGGAGCGCCAGCAGUUGGAGUGGGCGAACCGGGACGUCGAUCGUUAUGAGGAUCUACUUCGAGAGAUAUCUCAAGAAGUUGAUGUAUCUGUCGCGAAAAAAAUCGCGAAAGCUUUGCGGCCUUCGCCUCCAUGGCAGGCACCACAAGGGCAGGAAUCCCUAGGGGAUGCCAGUGUUGCCUCCAAUACUUCGUCGGCGUCUUCCGUCGGCUCACUGAACGCUUUGGAUACACUCGAUGAAGACAUUAAUCGGAGCAAAGAGAGCAUAGCUACAGGAUAUCUUGGAAAGAGUUCCGAAGUUGCCUGGAUGCAGAGUUUGGCACUAGAAGGUAGAGUUCAUCGAGGAGACAAGGGGAUCGCCCAGGGCAGUCAGAAUCUCCAGUCGCCGACCGAUGAUUCGAUGACCUCUGUGAACUACCAUAUCGAAUCCGCCUAUUAUCCAGGUCUAGAAGAUGAAAACCCUUACACCCUACCAGCAAAAGCCCUGGCAGAACGCUUAUUGAGGUUGUACCUUGACAGUGUCCAACCGUCUCUACCCAUUAUUCGCGAGGUGCUCUUCGUAGACCAGUUUACUUCGUUGUACUCCGGAGAGCUUAGACAUCCUGGAAGAAAGUGGCUAGCCGUGCUGAAUCUGAUAUUCGCUAUUAGCAGCAAGUUGUGUCAGAUUGCUGGGCAAGAUAUUCACGACAGGGACACCAAAUUUUUCUCUCGAGCACAGAAGCUCAACAUAUCUGAAUGCCUGGUUGAGGACCAUGAAGACCUGCAGCAAGUGCAGGUGGAAACGCUCGCAGCCUUUUUUUUGUUGACAUACUCACAUGUCAAUAGGGCGUGGAAGAUGAUCGGUACGGCCACUCGUUCCGCCAUCGCCUUGGGUAUACACCUUAGAGCUACGCACAAUAAAUUGGACGCUUCAGCUCUAGAGGCUCGACACAAACUUUGGUGGUCGAUUUUCAUCUUAGAAAAUCUCCUCUCUGUUAUGACUGGGCGGGCCUCUGGCUUGGGGAACAGCUUAUUCUCUGUACCACCGCCUCUCAUCGCGGAAAAAACGGAGCAAUUCACCGACAACACCCGUCUAGAUCAGCCAUCUGAAACCCUGAUGAAGUGGACAAUUUACCAGCAACACGAGCAACUCGAAGUCCAGCGAGCGUCGAUGAAAUCUAUGACUUCUACCGAUGGCCUUUUUUUUUUUUGUCUGGCGGAUCUGAUUCUGAUCUCGCACACUGCUUCCACACGAGUGUACAGCGCCGAUGCUGUUAACCAAGGAUGGGAUCAAAUUCAGAGCCGUAUUAAUUUUUUCAACAGGACAAUGGAGGGGUGGCGAUCUACUUUGCCUGAUAGCAUGAGCUUCAAAGUACUCGACGCUGGACAGACUAUUACUAAAAGCAAAGCCUAUAGAAUAUCCCUCUAUAUGCAUUACUAUAGUUCCCGAAUUAUCCUCAACAGACCCUGUCUCACUCGACCGAGGGAGGGCGAGAAGAGCAUCAUCAAUACCGAUCGCUCUCGCGCGAGGGAAGAAUGCUCGAUUAUAUGUCUGCAUUCGGCUCUAGCAAUUAUUUCGAUCUUUCCUGAUCAGCCAGAUCCGAUUUGGGCUGGUCAUGCCCCGUGGUGGAACGUUCUUCAUUUCCUGGUUCAAGCUAUGACAAUUUUGCUUAUAAAUAUUUCACUUGAAACCUCGCUAUCCAAACAGCAGAAGCGUCCAAGUUACAGCAGAGGCAUGAAAGGUGGCCAACUGCCUAGCUUGCCGGAAACUGCAAAUUUCGGAUCUGUCCGUACCGCAGCGAAAAAAGCGUUGCAGUGGUUAUAUUGCCUUGGAAAAUCAGAAGUCUCCGCAUUUCGGGCUUUCGAAAUUUGCAACAAAUGUAUUCGUCGUAUUGCGCCAACUGGCUCUGAUCUAGACGAGUUCAGCCCCGUGAACGCAGAAUCGAAAGUGCAUUAUCUGUCAGUACCAACCGAUCAGUCUCAUCAACAACAUCGCUGCAGGGACAAUGUCCCAUACUCACGAUUUGCUGGUACAAGAGACUUUGGCUACGACCAUAGUACCAGCAUGGGCGCACAGUUCCUGGAACAAGGUGCCACGGAAGAGUUUUCCCUUCCUCAACAGCCCUCUUUCGGUGUCUUGAAGGAUGAGGUGGACAUGUUAGAUUAUAUCCCUGGCUCAUACGAAACACUUGAUGAGAUGCUACUUUCACUGGCGGGACCAGAUGACGAGACUAUUUAG
Molecule: messenger RNA, 2403 nt
Organism: Penicillium cinerascens
Lineage: Eukaryota; Fungi; Ascomycota; Eurotiomycetes; Eurotiales; Aspergillaceae
Exons: 3
Coding region: 1-2403 (800 amino acids)
Biological process (GO): regulation of DNA-templated transcription; DNA-templated transcription
Molecular function (GO): DNA binding; DNA-binding transcription factor activity, RNA polymerase II-specific; zinc ion binding
Source: RefSeq, a predicted model, not a curated record